Molecule: messenger RNA, 810 nt
Organism: Erythranthe guttata (spotted monkey flower)
Lineage: Eukaryota; Viridiplantae; Streptophyta; Magnoliopsida; Lamiales; Phrymaceae
Gene: NDHM
Product: subunit NDH-M of NAD(P)H:plastoquinone dehydrogenase complex
Molecular function (GO): oxidoreductase activity, acting on NAD(P)H, quinone or similar compound as acceptor
Source: RefSeq, a predicted model, not a curated record
GAAUAAAGAAAAAGGAAGAAAACAUUAAAAAAAAAAAAAAAAAAACCAUGGCUGCAACUUCAACCUACAUGGGUCCCACCAGUUUCUCCAUGCUACAAUGGAGAAGUGGCAAAAAAGCACUCAAGAAAAGAAGUGUUUUUUUCUCAGCUUCAUCUGAACAAGCAGAGGUACAAGAAGAUAUCAACAAAACAGAAACACAGUUAAAAGCAGAAGAAGUUAACACAAAGCAGCAGAAGCAGAAGGCGGGCCCCACAAUGACGAAGCCUCGUCCAUCCGAGAAGCAAAUAAACGUAGAGAGCAAGAACAUGAGCAGAGAAUACGGAGGGCAGUGGCUAAGCAGCACCACAAGACACGUUCGGAUAUUUGCAGCCUACAUAGAUCCAGAAACCUGCGAAUUCGAUCAAACGCAAAUGGAUAAGCUCACUCUCAUCCUCGAUCCGACGGACGAGUUUGUUUGGACAGAAGACACUUGUUACAAAGUCUACUCCUAUUUCCAGGAGCUUGUUGACCAUUACGAGGGAGCACCGUUGACAGAAUACACGCUUCGUCUGAUUGGUUCGGAUAUCGAGCACUACAUAAGGAAGAUGCUUUACGAAGGAGAUAUUCAGUACAAUAUGAAUGCACGAGUGCUCAACUUCAGUAUGGGAAAACCGCGUAUUGGAUUCAGUUACGACGGCCAACUUCCAGAUGCAAUAUAGUGAUGAUGCAAAUAUGUUAUAUAUAUAAAUAAUGUUGUGACAAGUGAUAUUAGCCACCUUUUUUUUUAAUGUUCAUUCUCAAGGGUAAAAUGGUAAAUAUUCUCCUCUCAAA